Molecule: messenger RNA, 1259 nt
Organism: Polistes canadensis
Lineage: Eukaryota; Metazoa; Arthropoda; Insecta; Hymenoptera; Vespidae
Gene: Wdr92
Product: WD repeat-containing protein 92
Exons: 4
Coding region: 111-1184 (357 amino acids)
Molecular function (GO): ubiquitin binding
Source: RefSeq, a predicted model, not a curated record
CACACACACAGGAUACCAGAUGGCGUCCAUUUUUGUUUAUAUCAAUACUCUAAACACUUAUUCAAAGACUCAGUUAUAGAUUGUAGUGACUAAAGUAAAAAAAUAAAAUAAUGGAGAAAUUAUCAAAUCCUCAAAUGAUUUGUCACAUUGAAAAAUCUGUUGAUUAUUCUUUGUUCGAUGCAAAAUGGAUCCCAUGCAGUGCGAAGUUUGUGGUUAUGGGCUCACGAGCUCGCGGUACCGGCAUUAUACAAAUUUAUGAAGUAUCAAGCGGUGAAUUGAAACACAUUAAGGAUAUUGAACGUUCUAAUCCAGUUAAAUGUGGAACGUUUAAUGCUUCGAGUUUACGAGACAGGCAUUUAGCAGUUGGCGAUUUCAAGGGCAAACUUAAUAUAUAUGAUUUGGAAGACCCUUCAAUACCACUUUAUACAACUGUUGCUCACAACGAUAUAAUAAAUGCUAUUUCUGGUGUAGCUGGUUACAGCAUUGGUCGCGGUGCUCCAGAAUUAGUAACAGGAUCACGAGAUGGUAGCGUUAAGGUAUGGGAUCCAAGACAAAAGAAUAGACCGGUAGCUAUUAUGGAACCUAAAGAAGGAGAAACUCGUAGAGAUUGUUGGACAGUUGCCUUUGGUAAUUCUUACAACUCAGAAGAAAGAGCUAUCGCAGCUGGUUAUGACAAUGGGGAUGUGAAAAUGUUUGAUUUGAGAGCGAUGUCUCUUAAAUGGGAAAGUAAUCUUAAGAAUGGCGUUUGUAGUAUCGAAUACGAUAGGAAUGAUAUUCCUAUGAACAAAUUAGUCGCUACCACUCUUGAGGGUAAAUUUUAUUUAUUCGACUUGAAAACCCAACAUCCAAAGAAAGGUUUUACUUAUUUAGUUGAAAAGGCGCAUAAAUCAACUGUAUGGAUGGUCAAACAUUUACCACAAAAUCGAGAAAUAUUUGCAACAGGCGGUGGAGAUGGUACGCUAUGCCUUUGGAAAUAUAAUUAUCCAGAGAAACGAAAGCAAACCAAUACAGAUGGUAUAGAGCAAGGCAUUAUUGGAAGUGUAAGCCUACUUCAGAACAAUUCCAUUUCAACUCAACCGAUAAGUGCUUUGGAUUGGAGUCCAGAUAAACAAGGAUUAGCUGUUUGUACAUCAUUCGAUCAAUGUUUACGAAUUAUUAUAACGACUAAACUUAAUCUCAUAUAAAAUAAAUAUAAAAGUUCAUAAUAAAAAGUAAUAAUUUACAAAUAACGAUCAUAUAAUGAUAAUUACCAAAAAGAA